Messenger RNA from Cornus florida, 993 nucleotides. RefSeq names its product photosystem II D1 precursor processing protein PSB27-H2, chloroplastic. Gene Ontology annotation, cellular component: photosystem II; chloroplast thylakoid lumen. The record is from RefSeq and is a predicted model, not a curated record. Gene Ontology annotation, biological process: photosystem II repair; photosystem II assembly. The coding region runs from base 177 to 809 and encodes 210 amino acids. NCBI's taxonomy places the organism in Eukaryota, Viridiplantae, Streptophyta, Magnoliopsida, Cornales, Cornaceae. The transcript has 4 exons.
AUCAACCCAACUUCUGAUACCCGUUUGAACAAGAAGGAAGAAGAUAGGGCCUUGAAGCAGAGAAAAGCAACCAAGGUAGAUGGCAUGCUCAUUUUGUGUUGGUACUUAAAGAGGUAGCUGUGGUGUGUCGAAUGCACUGGACGUAGCUUAUCUGUUUGUUGAAAUUUGGAGCCAGGAUGGCUGCUUUUCUUGCAGUGAAGAGAUGCCCCACAAUUGUUUCCAAUUCGAUUGAGAAAGUUUCAGAACCUGUUAACAAGUAUGAACAGCAAUCCAGAUGUCAGCUAGUGCUACCCUCCCAACGAACACCUUCUCGUCGGCAACUUGUUUUAGCAUGUGGUAGUGUUUCAUUAGUUACCAUUGUGAACCUCAACUGUAGCUUAACGCCAUUACCAGCUUGGGCAGGAGAUGAGUCAGAUAGCCAAGAGGACAAGGAUGAGGGCGUCGUUGGGGCCGUAAAAUCGUUAUUUGACCCUGACGAGAAAACAAAGUCUGGGAAAGUGUUGCCAAAGGCUUACUUGAAGUCAGCUAGAGAGGUGGUGAAGACACUGCGUGAAUCAUUAAAUGAAGACCCCAAGGACAUUGCUAAAUUUAGACGGACUGCAGAAGCAGCAAAGGAGUCAAUCCGAGAGUACUUGAGUGGUUGGAAGGGGCAACUAAAAGUAGUCAAUGAGGAAUCUUACGUUGAGAUUGAGAAAGCAAUCAGAUCCCUUGCCAGCUUCUACUCAAAUGCAGGUCCAUCUGCGCCGCUUCCAGAGGGGGUCAAAUCCCAAAUUAUUAACAGUUUAGACGCAGCCGAGGAAUUUUUGUAACAAGAAUUGUGCCAUUAUAUCAUGUCAACUACAUCAAGUGUCCAACCAGCACACUUGCAGAUGGAAAUUCAGCCUCAAUCUUUUGCUGUAUCCAUUUUUCUUUGGUUAAUUAAGUCUCGGAAUAUUUUUGUAUUGAUACAGUUUUUUGAUGUAAUUCAAUACGUGCAACUAGAUUUGUCAUUUA